GUUUGUGUGCUUCAGAACAGUGGUACAUUUUAUCACUGCAGAAGAAAAGAGAAAUUGAAGGAUAUGGCUGCUUCUUAAGAACAAAUGUGACAUCUUCUCUUCCACACAACUUUAUUGGGUCUGCACAUUUGCAGGUAUUCAGUGUGUCUUAGCAUUUGGUAACUUAAGUCCUUGGUGGACAAAAUCAAAAACUUUAUCCUGAUGUCAUAGAAGACCAAAUCUGAGAAAUUAAAUUUGCUCGCUGAAACACUUUAAAACAUAAAUGAUGGCAGUGGUGGUAUAGUCUCCGCUUUGCUCAUCUCCAUAUAACUGAACUGGACCUUGUUCUAUCUGGACACUGAUCAAAUAUGAUCAUGGUAUACGUUAUCAUAGCUAUUUACUAUUUGUUCUGCUUACCCAGAACAAAAAGUCUUAAAACAUUACAGCUGUGUGAGUGCAGUUACUGCAUUACUGUGGUGCAGACUAAAGUGAAAUAAACAACUUUUAACUACUGUUGGAAGGAGAGCACUUGACACGCAGGCACAUAAACCCCUCAGAUCACUUUCACUCAUCUUUGCUCUGGUUUCAAUCAUUAAACACAGUUUCGCACACAUCUCUACCUUGUUAUGUUCACUAAUAAAAAUGACAGGAGAGACAGAGAUUAAUAACAACAUAUGAAUAGAUAAGAAGAUGGAAUUUACUUUACAAUCUCAUUGACGUUCUUUCACUGAAGUGUGGAGGAGGCAGUUGUUGAGGUGAGGCCACAAUGUGACAAUAGAAUGAUUUAAUCUGCAGCUUAAUUCAAAGUAUAGUUCUGAGUUGCUUAUUGACGCUCACUGUGGCAGGUUUACAGCCCGGGCUUCCAAGGGCAGUUUGCAGUUGUUUCAUUUGUUUGAUCACUCGCAAAACACAUGUGGAGCAAGCUGAUCCAUACACAGUUUGUUGUGUGUCUCAGCAACAUUAUAUCAUAGUAUGUAUUAUAUCAUACAGAAACACAUUUUCACCAAAUCUCAAAAAUGCAAUUAUUACUCAAAUCAGAAAAUCUUUACAUAAUGCAUGAGGCAAUUCCACAGAUUUCAACACAGUUUAUCAUGUCUUUAAAAUGUUCUUUUGCACCUUUUGAGACAGUGGUUCUUGACAUGUUGCCUAAAAGUUGUGUAAAAAGAAAUCUAAUAAAAUGACACUUUGCUUUACACCUCAAAUUAUGCAACCAAAAUAACGUUUUCUACUGGAAAAACUCCUCAAGUUAAACAUCCAGUUCCUGUUAUGGAUAUCAGCUCAGACUCCCUUGAUGUUAACUGUCAUCUGCGCAUCAACUGCAAAACAGCGUGAUUUCAAGCACACUGUGGUUUUAAGUGGCAACACAAUCUAUUCGGUCUGUUUUGACUGGCUGAUUAGAAACACGUUUCCCAUCCAAUGUCAACCAAACACCAAAAGCAGGAUGGGGAAUCUGGAGUAUUGUUAGUGGAAAGUGUGAAACUUCUCUCUCCCUCUCAGCCAUCUGAGUACACAGACUGAGCCUCUUUCAUAACAUGACUCCUCCACCCUCAUCAACUCUGGAACUGAAGUUCAGUCAUGAAUUUGGACUCCAUCCCUGUGUGUAGACUGUAUGGGUGGAGACAGGAAGAAGCAGAGGAUGGACCAUCAGACGUCACCACCGCUCCCCAUCUCCGCUGUUAGACCUCUUCGUCUCCUCACGGCUCAGUCAGGAUUGAUGGUGAGUGGGGAUGAACAGGAGUGAGCGUGACUGCAUGAUGCGCAUUGAAUGAAAACCCGAGUGAAGGACUGCAAACUGGGAGUCAUUUUUGUCUUCCAAGCGUCGUUAGAUCCGCCGGUUUGCAAUCAACUUCAGAGGGAAGUCUUGGCUUUGUAUUUUGCGCUCCUGCCUUUGGUUUCGUGCCUCCUUGGAUGUUGCGCCACGCUGCAUAGCGUUUGCCAGCUGGCAUGUGAGUGAUAGCGUGCGGUUUACAGUACGCAGGCAAUAAUACAUUGAUCUUCACCAUUUUCAGUGGCAGGAACCCGAGCUGAUGAGUGCGCCCCACCUUCUCUCCAACUAUUAAACAAUAUGCUGUUUAUCGCGUUUGCCAGAUGAUACCUGUUGAUUUUGCAUCACGCCAUGUCCUUUUGUCGGACCGAAGUGGACAAUGAAGUUAUGGGAUAGCCUGACCACUUGUUUGAUACUGCUGAGUGCCGUGCACGGCAGCUCGCUGCUCCGGUCCAAGAGGAGGGUGCGCGCCGCCGAGAGUGCCUUGGAGCUCCCGCCGGUUCACAUCCGCCUGUCUGUCACUUCCCCGGGCGUCAGCCGCACAGAGGCGGAUACAGCAGGCUGGGAAGAGACGCUGUCUGGAGGAGACACAUACACCAUGGAGGAGCCCCCCCCAAAUGAGUUUGAAGAUGUGGUGGACUUCAUCAAAGUGACCAUCAGUAGAAUAGGCCGAUCCUCCUCAUCCACUGUGUCCUCAUCUACCUCCUCCCCCUCCAAAGAAAACUUGAGCAGCAGGACUCGACAAAGAAGGGAGAGGAAGAAGGGGGCGAGCCAGCAGAGUGGUAAAGGAGGAACAGAAGGAGCUAGAAGGGUGGAGACAGGAAGGAAGUUUAGGGGAGGAAGAGGUAAUGGACGAGGAAAGGGCUGUGUGCUCAAACAGAUACACCUCAAUGUGUCAGACCUCGGUCUGGGCUACCGCUCCAGCGAGGAAAUGAUAUUCAGGUACUGCUCUGGACCCUGCAGGAAGUCCGAGACCAACUACGACAAAAUCCUUUACAACCUCGCUCACAACAGGAGGCUUCCUCCCAAAGACACGCCCCCUCAGGCUUGCUGUCGGCCAAUAGCGUUUGAUGAUGACCUCUCGUUUCUGGACGACAACCUCGUCUACCACACCGUGAGAAAGCACUCUGCCAGGAAAUGUGGUUGUGUGUAGGGAGUGUGAGCUGGUGUCAGGCUUUGUGUAAUUUUACAUUCACUCCCACUUACAAGUAUGAUGUUGAGUGUUUUUUCUUCAGAUUUUUCUCACCGUGAGGAAACCUUCUGCCGUUGUGUGUGGCUGUGUAUGACUUGAGUCCAUCAGUAAAGGAGUAAAUAAAGAGAGGAGGUGGCACAGUUUUUACCCCAAAACAAUGAUUCCUAAUGAUCCUCUUCUUCUCUUCCUUGGCUCAAUCACAAUGUCCACGAUUUCCUUUACACUUUACAUCACUAAUGUGUUCAGUGUGAUUUUAAAUGUUUCCAUGGAUACGCAACCUAAAGGACUGAAAUCAAUCAGACACAAGGGAUAAUUCAGUAGACUCAUUCUGUCUACUGUAUAGCACAUAUGUUACAUGGAAAAAGUUAUACACAUAGGAAAUGUAUUUAUGAAAUCAUGAAUUUAUUAACUUAUUGAUAUUUAUUUUGUUUUUAUAAAAGGAAUAAAUGUUAUUUAUUUUUGGAAUGUGAUAUCUCAGUGUGCCAAAGGUUUAAAUCAAAUCAUUUUAUGAUUUAUUUCCAUAUAAAAGCAGUAAAAGACUGGGCUUACAGUGCAAAAUGAUCUUUUACACAUCAGUAUGUUAAAGGUGCCUUGUGGAGUCAUCUUGUAAACAAACAAAGUUACAUUGCUGUGUUCUUUCCUCAUAAAUCAUUUACAAAGCUGAUUUUUAAAUAUAUAUAAUGUUUUAAAUCUCCAGAAAUGUGUAUCUCAUCUCCCGCAAGCUCAAUCAUGUAGUAGUUACAUUUUUAAAGUGAGAUUUCCUCACUUUUAAAUUGUCUUAUUUAAUUGUUAAUAAAAGCAUUCUACACAGUGAAGUGUGCGUGCACCAUUCAAACAACAUGGGGAACAACUCUUAAAAACAUGGCUCCAUAGUGCUGCUAGUGGCAAAAAAAAUCCACAAGGCAUCUUUAAACUUUCCUCAGUUUUUUAACGUUUACAAUGUUUAAUUUAAGUGUAAUUUCACUGCAGUGUUUCCUGUUUUUUUAUUAAUGAGGUGAGAAAAGCUAUAUCAAAACCUUUCUUUCUCAUGAUUAGAAGAAUAGUUGAUUAUUCACUGCUAAUUUCAUGUCCUCUCAGAUGAAUUGCUAUGUCAGUGAAACAAGAUUGUAUUUUCCUCACUUUAAAAACGUAACUACAGCUUUAUUUUUAUAUGGUAUUCACUUUUGUCUCAUAUAAUUGUUAAUAAAUGCAAUUGACACAG
Molecule: messenger RNA, 4137 nt
Organism: Siniperca chuatsi (mandarin fish)
Lineage: Eukaryota; Metazoa; Chordata; Actinopteri; Centrarchiformes; Sinipercidae
Gene: gdnfb
Product: glial cell derived neurotrophic factor b
Exons: 2
Coding region: 2124-2897 (257 amino acids)
Biological process (GO): peripheral nervous system development; negative regulation of neuron apoptotic process; positive regulation of branching involved in ureteric bud morphogenesis
Molecular function (GO): receptor tyrosine kinase binding; glial cell-derived neurotrophic factor receptor binding; growth factor activity
Source: RefSeq, a predicted model, not a curated record